Molecule: messenger RNA, 1520 nt
Organism: Glossina fuscipes
Lineage: Eukaryota; Metazoa; Arthropoda; Insecta; Diptera; Glossinidae
Gene: Fkbp59
Product: FK506-binding protein 59
Exons: 9
Coding region: 103-1425 (440 amino acids)
Molecular function (GO): protein binding; peptidyl-prolyl cis-trans isomerase activity
Source: RefSeq, a predicted model, not a curated record
UACAUAUUGUUGUUGGAUUUGCUGAUUUAAAAAGAAGAAGAAUAAAAAAGUUUGCUUCUCUGACGUCGUGUGUCGUGUAUAAAACAGGAAAAUUGUGCGAAAAUGACGGCAACGGAAUUACAAAAAAUUGAUAUUUCGGGCGAUGGUGGAGUACAGAAAGAAAUACUUAAGGAAGGUAAUGGAGAUGAAACGGCAUGCAUUGGGUGCAUCGUGUCAUUACAUUAUACAGGCCGUUUAACGGACGGUUCGGUGUUCGAUUCCAGUGUAGAUCGUGGAGAACCUUUCGAAUUUGAAUUAGGCAAAGGCAGUGUGAUCAAGGCCUUUGAUUUGGGUGUAGCUACAAUGAAAUUAGGUGAAAAAUGUUACCUAACUUGUGCCCCCAAUUAUGCCUACGGUGCUGCGGGAAGUCCUCCUAGUAUUCCGCCGAAUUCUACAUUAAUUUUUGAGCUGGAAAUGUUGGGUUGGAAGGGUAAAGAUAUAAGCCCAGAACAAGACAAAAGUAUUGAAUACUAUGUUUUGGAAAAAAGCGAUAAACGUCGAUCCCCAAAAGACGGCUCGUCGGUCAAAGUUCAUAUUACUGGAAAAUAUGACGGUAAUGUUUACGAAGAUCGCGAGGUACAAUUCGUGUUUGGCGAAGGUAGCGAUGCUGAUAUCUUAGACGGUGUUGAAAUAGCCGUUGGUAAAAUGGUUAUAGGAGAGGUGGCUAAAAUUAAAAUUAAGCCGAUAUAUGCUUUUGGCAUAAAAGGUUGCCCUGAACAUAACAUUCCACCAAAUGCUACCGUGGAGUACACAAUUAAAUUAAUAGAUUGCGAAAAGGGUCUUGAGGAUUGGAAACUAAGUGAUAACGAACGUCUGGAACAAGCGAAGAUUUACAAAGAAAAGGGAACAACAUAUUUUAAAAAGCAGGACUAUCCUUUAGCUAUAAAAAUGUAUAAAAAGUGUGUCAGCUUCUUGGAAAAUAAUAGUGACAAUGAAAGCAAUAAAGUAAAAGUCGCUGCCAUCAGCAAUCAAGUGCUUUGUUAUCAGAAAACUAAUCAAGAACAUGCUGGCAAACAAGCGUGUAACGAAGUAUUGGAAUUGGAACCAAGGAACAUAAAAAUCUUGUAUCGCCGCGGUCAAUGUAAUUUAGCUAUUAACGAAUGCGAGGAGGCCUUAAGUGAUUUCCAACAUGUUAUGCAACUUGAUCCUUCAAAUAAAGCUGCCCAAAAUCAGAUAUUACUAUGCAAGCGUAAAAUUAAAGAAGCUAACGACAAAGAAAAGAAGAUUUAUGCCAAUAUGUUUUCUAAACUCGCGGCCAACGACAAACAGCAAGAACCGGAAGAUGAGCCGGAUAUUUUAGCCAAAUGUGGAGAGUGGACCGACGAAGAUACCAAACGAGAAGUCGAUCGUGCUUUCGAACGUGAUAAUAACAUUGUCAUGAUAUAAAUUACCCACCGCAGCAUAAAUAAAACAGAUAUACAUGGUACGAACUCAUUAUAAAUAAAAUUAAUUUACAAUGAAAGUAAAGCAGCCAGCCAGAA